Messenger RNA from Cuculus canorus (common cuckoo), 3364 nucleotides. It is a transcript of the gene SNTG1, whose product is annotated as syntrophin gamma 1. Gene Ontology annotation, cellular component: dystrophin-associated glycoprotein complex; intracellular anatomical structure. The transcript is spliced from 18 exons. The coding region runs from base 413 to 1966 and encodes 517 amino acids. Gene Ontology annotation, molecular function: protein binding; structural molecule activity. The record is from RefSeq and is a predicted model, not a curated record. NCBI's taxonomy places the organism in Eukaryota, Metazoa, Chordata, Aves, Cuculiformes, Cuculidae.
GCGGCCGCGGUGGCGGCGGCGCGCCGCCUCGCCUCCCUUCGCCUCGCCUGGCCGCUCACGGCCGCGGAGGGGCGGCGCUGCCUCCCCGCACUCCCCCGCACGGAAGGGCGCGGGGAGCCCCUCGCUCCCGCUCGGCGGAGUUCGAGCCGGCGGUUCGGGUGCGAUGCCGCGUUAGGCAGAGGGAAGGGGCGCGAGUUGCCGGGGCUGUGGCCGCACCAUGGGCACCGCGCUGGGGAGCGCGGCCGCGGGGCUCCUUGCGCGCUCGGGCUGAGCCCGGGGAUGUGCCGGCGCCCCGGGGAAAUAUUUGGGAAAUAGCGGUCCGAGGAGGACGAGCGGCACGGCGUUUCACCAGCUGAGAGGAGGUCGCCCGGCGGUGCUGUACAGACAAAUAUCACUUGCCGUGUCAUAGCACAUGGAUUUCAGGACCACCUGUGAAGAGACAAAGACAGGGAUUUGUUUGCUGCAGGAUGGUAAUCAGGAGCCUUUCAAAGUACGACUGCACUUAGCCAAAGAUAUUUUGAUGAUCCAGGAGCAGGAUGUGAUCUGUGUGUCUGGUGAGCCUUUCUAUUCUGGUGAAAGAACAGUAACCAUUAGAAGACAGACUGUAGGAGGAUUUGGAUUAAGUAUAAAGGGUGGAGCAGAACAUAAUAUUCCCGUGGUCAUUUCUAAGAUUUCCAAAGAACAAAGAGCGGAACUUUCAGGUUUGCUCUUUAUAGGAGAUGCAAUUCUACAGAUUAAUGGAAUUAAUGUGAGAAAAUGCAGGCAUGAAGAAGUGGUUCAGGUCCUUCGCAAUGCAGGGGAAGAAGUGACCCUAACUGUGUCCUUUCUAAAAAGAGCACCUGCUUUUCUCAAAUUACCACUGAAUGAAGAUUGUGCAUGUGCCCCCAGUGACCAAAGCAGUGGCACAUCCUCUCCCCUGUGUGAUAGUGGUUUGCAUCUCAACUACCAUCCUAACAACACGGAUACAUUAUCAUGUUCCUCAUGGCCAGCAUCCCCAGGACUUAGGUGGGAAAAAAGAUGGUGUGACCUCCGAUUAAUUCCACUCCUUCAUUCACGGUUUUCCCAGUACCUUCCAGGAUCAGAUUUGUGCAGGCAAAAUGCGUUCCAAGUGAUUGCUGUGGAUGGGGUUUGCAGUGGAAUAAUUCAGUGUCUCUCUGCUGAAGACUGUAUUGACUGGCUACAAGCAAUAGCAAGUAACAUUUCCAACCUCACAAAGCACAAUAUUAAAAAAAUCAACAGGAAUUUUCCCGUAAACCAGCAGAUAGUCUACAUGGGCUGGACGGAAGAACGGGAACAAGACUCCCUUCAGGAUCGAAUGUACACACCAAAGUUCCUAGCACUGAGGGGAUCUUCCCUGUAUAAAUUUAUAGCACCUCCAGUCACUACCUGGGAUUGGACACGAGCUGAGAAAACAUUUUCUGUUUAUGAGAUAAUGUGUAAAAUUCUCAAGGACAGUGAUUUACUGGACCGGCGGAAACAUUGCUUCAGUGUCCAGUCUGAAUCUGGAGAAGAUCUUUACUUUUCCGUGGAACUAGAAUCUGACCUAACGCUAUGGGAAAAAGCCUUCCAAACAGCAACUUUUUUAGAAGUUGAACGGAUACAGUGCAAGACAUAUGCCUGUGUUUUGGAGAGUCAUCUUAUGGGACUUACCAUAGACUUUAACAUGGGCUUUGUCUGUUUUGAUGCUGCCACAAAGGCUGUACUUUGGAGGUACAAGUUUUCCCAGCUCAAAGGUUCUUCAGAUGAUGGGAAAAGCAAAAUAAAAUUUUUGUUCCAAAACCAAGAUACUAAACAAAUUGAAGCAAAGGAGCUGGAGUUUUCCAACCUGUUUGCAGUCCUUCACUGUAUCCACUCAUUCUUUGCAGCCAAAGUGGCUUGUUUGGACCCUCUGUACGUAGGCAGUCAAGCCUCAGCUUCUGCUGCUCCCACAACUUCUGGUACUGGCAAAUUAAAGUAUACUACUUGACGGCUCACAUUACAGCACUGCCACUUAUCAACGAGAUAUAACAAUGUAUAAAUAUUCAUAAGAUAUAGAACUUUGGUGAACCAUGUACGUGGAAACCAAUAAUGGAGUCAAGACAUCUUGCAGCAUCAGCAGAUAAAUGGUCACGUGGGAUCAUAAAUUCAUCUCUGUUCUGCAAGACAUCAGUAAAUAAUCCUAGUUGAAACCCCAGAAUAGGAUGGAUAUGCUUUUAGUAUGAUCUAUUUGUACUUACAUAGUGCUUUAAGCAACACUGGAAGCAACGAAUAAAUGACAAAGUGAAACACUUCAGUAUUUAAUAAAGUUUUCAAAUUGCUGUAAUAAUACACAAAUAGAAUUGCCAUAUUCCUGUUUUCAAAUGCUUUUAUGACAACAUACUAAACUCUGAGUAUGAAUUUAAUACCGUAUCAUUAUAUUACAAAUGACGUGAGCAAGCAGCAAGCUUAUAGUAUAUACGGUGAUGGGAGAUAAGCAUGGAAAGGCCUUUGUAUAAGUAUCUCCUCAAGUAAGAAAGCACUUUAAACAUGGUUGUAAAUCCAUGCUUGUGACCAUACAUGGAAUCAUGCUACUUUCUCUGUUUUGUUCUUUUAGUCUAACAGUAACAAUAAAGAUAUAGCCAUAUUGGACAGAUACAAAACAAAUCACAAAAAGCAAAACAUCUUUUCAUGAAUAAGUCCCUCUACUUCAAGUAAAAAUAAUGUGCUAUGAAUUUAAUUCUAAUUACAAAUUGAGUCCAAGUGCAUAAAAUAUAGUCUGCUAUUUACUUUCUCCCUUUAUUUUUUGCAAAUAAUUAAAUUGUGUAAAUCUAAUUGUCUUUGUUCACAAGACUUUGUUGUUGAAUCUGUUUCAGAGACAAUCCACCUGAUUCAUUGUUUCCAUGUUUAACUUUGAUUUCACAUCAUAAAGAGAAUUUCUGUUCUACUCAGCUCUCAACAAAAUAGAUAUUCCAUAUUAUCUUUGAAAAAUGAGUCCACCAUUCAAAUUCUUAAUAGUUUCCCUUUUCAUAAAUUGUUAGUAGAAGACAGGAAUAAGUUAAAUAACCUGUAAAGAAUAGAUGACAGGAUGUACAAUGUAUUUAUAUGUUAAGAAUAUGACAUCACUCUGGACCACAUACUAUUUCUAUAGUAUCAUUUCAUGAUGAAAUCUGAGGGAGUUAUAUAUCUAAAAUGAAUAACUUUAUUUAAAUAUCAUUUUGAAAAGCAAUUUAAUUUUGUGCUAUUACACACAUCAGUGAAGAUGGAAAAAUGAUGGGAGCAUGUGUGGAACAUAGCUGAAACAACAGAAAAGGUGAGGCUUUUUUUUUUUGCCAGACAAGAUAAGGGAGCCUAAAAAAAUGCGGGAGGAACAGUUAGUGUAGCAACAGUGUGUGCUUAACAUUUCAAA